UCGUUUCCUCCCGAAACUAUAAAAUGAUUUUACAUCAAAAUUUUGUUUUAUUGAAUUACCGAUUUAUCCCUCUACCCUCUGCCGUUUCUAUAGAAGCUUGCUCAGUCAACCUCCGUACUCUCCCCACUAUUCUCGUCCAUUCGCGUAACGCCGCUCUCCUUCCCCCUCUCUUCUUCAAAACUCUAGGCUCCUCCAAAAACCCCAACCACCCCCUUGUUCUACUCUCUCUCUCUCUCUCUCUCUCCUCGAAACCCUAGCCAUGGCGUCCCUCACCGCAGCCGCUCCCAUUAACGGCGAGCGUCGUCUCCUCUCUCCCUUCCGCUCCGCCGCCCUCAAAGCCCCGUCUCAUCCUCCCCCGGCCCUUCGCAUCGCCGCCGCCCCUCCCCGCAAAAUGAGGCUCCACAGGGUUUCUAGGGUUAGGGCUUCCUCCAUUUCCGACGCCCCGAGCCCCCUCCUCCGCACCCUCCGCUCCGCCGCCUCCGGCGCCGUCGUCCUCGCCGCCCUUCUCUCCGCCAAGCUCUCCCCGUCGCCGGCGAGGGCCGAGCCCUCCGCGCCGCCGCCGCCGCCGCCGGCGACGGAGGAGAGGUUAGAAGCCUCCGGCGAGGUCGAAGCCCCGAAGACGGAUUCCGAGCCGUCCCCUCUCUCCCAGCUUCUCGACUCCAACCCCGACGCCGUCCGCUCCGUCCUCUACAAGACGCUCGAGGACGGCGACGACGCCGAGGCCCUCUCCCUCCUCCGCCGCCUGAUCGGCGCCCGGCCCUCGGAGCCCGAGUGGAAGCUCCUGGCGGCGCGGCUCCUCUGCGAGGUGGGGGACGCCGCCGAGGCCCGCCGCCUCCUGGAGGAGGUCCUCGCCGCCGACCCCCUCUCCUUCGAGGCCCUCUUCGAGAACGCCGUCCUCAUGGACCGGUGCGGCGAGGGCGUCGCGGCGCUCGAGCGCCUGGAGCGCGCGCUCGAUCUCGCGCGCGCCGAGCACAAGGAGAGGGCCGCGCGCGACGUGCGGCUGAUCAUCGCGCAGAUGCAGUUCCUGCAGAAGAAGGUGGACGAGGCCCUGACGAGCUACGAGGAGCUCGCGCGAGAGGACCCCAAGGACUACCGGCCCUACUUCUGCCAGGGGGUCAUAUACAGCUUGUUGGAUCGGAACACGGAGGCGAGAGACAAGUUCUCCAAGUACCACGAGCUCUCCCCCAGGAACUUCGACGUCGAUGCCUACCUACAAAUGCCGCUCUCCAGGAUCAAGCUCUUCGGGACCGACGAUUCAAACGCAUAAUCUCGCCGCGGCGGCGGCAGAAUGGAAUAAACGGCGAGAGGUUGGUUUGCCUCUCAAACUGAUGCCUUUUUUCUGUUUUUUCUCCGGCGAAAUUUUGGUAGUGUGAGUAUACUCCGGUGGAUAAUACUCUGGAAAGGCCUAAACAGCAAGUUUUCUAGUAUCAGUAUCGUUUCUUGGUUCUUGCACUGAGAAGAGGUUUCUUCCAUGCGUCGAAUUCAACUUUUGACGCUAACUUCUCUUGCAUUUCACAAUAGCUAGCUGUAGUGAUAGGUGUUUUCCAUGCAUUUAUCCUCUUCGGGUGAUCAAGAAGUUUGAAGCGGCCUUUGAUACCACAAGAGCUGUCGCCCGCCCCCCAGACAUUGCUCGCUCGAUUCGAAAGCAUAACGACAGGUCACGUCGCUUAAGAAAUUCUCUCUUUUUUUAACACAAUAUGUUUGACAUAACUACAAUAUCACAGACAAAUAUUAAUAUCCGGAAAGUUUUAUAAUAAUGUCCUGAUCAUUGAAUUA
Ananas comosus (pineapple) is the source of this 1776-nucleotide messenger RNA. Its product is annotated as protein SLOW GREEN 1, chloroplastic-like. Lineage: Eukaryota; Viridiplantae; Streptophyta; Magnoliopsida; Poales; Bromeliaceae. Bases 260 to 1267 code for a protein of 335 amino acids. Gene Ontology annotation, molecular function: protein binding. The transcript has a single exon. The record is from RefSeq and is a predicted model, not a curated record.